This is a messenger RNA of Cladophialophora bantiana CBS 173.52, 1308 nucleotides long. RefSeq lists its product as uncharacterized. Lineage: Eukaryota; Fungi; Ascomycota; Eurotiomycetes; Chaetothyriales; Herpotrichiellaceae. Gene Ontology annotation, biological process: regulation of DNA-templated transcription. The record is from RefSeq and is a predicted model, not a curated record. The transcript is spliced from 4 exons. Bases 1 to 1308 code for a protein of 435 amino acids. Gene Ontology annotation, molecular function: zinc ion binding; DNA-binding transcription factor activity, RNA polymerase II-specific.
AUGGGUCGCACCGCAGGACGGAGUAGGGGAUGCAAAAAUUGCCUUAAACGGAAAAUCAAGUGCGAUGAAAAUGCUCCGAUAUGCAGAGAAUGCUCCAACGCCAACCUUGAAUGUUCUGGUCCAAGACUUGGUCCUGUGUUCAUCGAUAUGAGCAACAAGAUCAAGAGAAGUACAGAAAUCAAGCGGACAAAGGCACCAUGCCGUGAUUCAACUGGCCGUGACUCGGACCACAUCAUGUUUCAGUUCAGUCUGCCUACAACCUAUACCCCGAAUGCCGCUCCUCUUUUCGAACAACUCUACCUAUCAAAUCUCAUUGUAUCAUACAGUUGUCCGGAAGGGCAAAGAGCUGGUUUGCACAUGUGGAUACCUAACUUACCCCGGAUGCUGGCUUCAUGGGAGAAUCCGGUAAUCACCUACUCCAGCCGUGCGACAUCCAUGGCACUCUACGGGCGCCUGAUCAAGAGUACAACCAUUGCAUUUCAAGCACGUAAAUGUUAUGCGAAAUGCCUUCAACUUCAAAAGGACAGCUGUCGAAUCGAUGCAACAGGGGUGCAAAAGUCGCCGAAUUCGUCGUCCCUGGCAUCGAUCGCGGCGACUUGCCUUCUGGCCGUCUUUGAAUCCACAGCGUCCACUACCCCAGACGGAUGGGUGCACCAUUUCUCUGCUGCAAUAAGGAUGUUGCUCCUGAAGGGCCCCAUUGCCUGCCAAAGGGGAUUGGCCAAUCAACUUUUCCGGUCUUUAAGACUGGCCUCGCCCGAGUGGCAUAAUUUGCCUUUCGUGGCCUGCCAGAAGUCAUACCUAGACGACCUUGUCGACAUUCUUGUACAACUACCUUCUUGUUCUUUCAAGGUGCAUAAAUGGAAGAAGGAUAAAUCGCUGAGAGAGUCCGCCGAUCUGAGGAGGCAGAUCCUGGAGCAGACGGAUUCACUAUUGCUGCGCCUAGAUUUGUUUUCGGAAUUAUACGAUAUCGAACGCUUGACCACAGCUUUUCAGGCCAGUUUUGUGGCAUUUUUUCAUUCAGCAUGUCUAAUUUGCUUGAAUUAUCAUAGUGUGGUCGCGUCGGUGAGCAUGACGGAGACGUCAAGGAUGGAAGAGCAUGCAGAGAUGAUUCUGAAGUGUGCAUCUUACCAUAAGGAAGCCGGAAUACACUCGGGGGGUUCAUUCAACAUGUCAUUUCCCUUGAAGAUUGCGAGCCUCAUGCCUCCUUCUGAGGACAUCAGAGAACGAGCACAAGAUAUGAUCUCGAGUUGGGGAGAUCAGAGAGGUCUCAUGGAUUUGUUCCAAGCAGCUUACCCUUUAUGUACGUAG